CGUCAUGACAACAAAGAUGGCUGACGAAAGGAAAAAUUGUUUUCGUCUUUGGUUCUCGGUCCAGCGGCUUGAUUUGUGCGAUGAUAGCCCCGUUUCUCCGCCUCUGGAAGUCUUCAUCCCGAAGGAUGCAGACUCGCACGUCGUUCGGACGAUUUUGAGGGAAAACUUUGAGCUGAAUCAGCCGGAUUUGGUGAUAAAGUUGCGGAACAACAGAGGAUCUCUCAUCCCCAUCAACCGCGAGAUCCCGCCCAACUCCAAACACCGUCCGUACGCGCUGGAGGUGUGUCGCCGGUACCAGCACGUGUCCGCCGAGCCGCGCUCAGUCGUCAUGCCCAGCUACUACCACACCGUCCGCGCCAGGCUGCAGCAGCUGGGGGGCAGGAUAGACCGGCUGGAGCACAUCGCACCCGAGCUCAGAAUCAGGAGGACUGCCCGUCUGGAGGCUGAGAUGGACGAGCUGGACCAGAAGUUACGUUUCCUGAACACCAGACUACAGGAGGCGGAGAGGUACCAGUGGCAGGGCAUGUUCAAAAGACAUCCGCUGUGGUGACAUCUACACUGGAUGGAGAGAAAACUUCACCAAGGGAGGGACCACAUGUUGGAAGAAAGAGGGAAGCGUACCAAGCAUCUCAAAUGUGCACAUAGACAAGAGCAUGAACAAGGCUGUUUGCCAUGGAACCUGGAGCAACCAAAUGUUUCCUGGCAAAACAGCCGUGCAAAGUUAAUGUGAAAUCCAGGAUUGCAGAGGAGCUGAAUGCAGAGCACCAGAAAAGACAAAAAAUCUGACCGACCAUCACAUAUCCCUGCAUCAUCAUUUCUUCUGGUUUUGCUCAUAGAAAAUACCUUAUAUAAAUUGCUUUAAAAACAGUAUUAUUUGUACUAGUAUGUAAGUGCACGUCUAUUCAUUCACGAACAAAAAUAUAGUAUGUAGGCCAUAGGUCAGCCAAUAUUCAUUUGCUGUUUCUAAAACAAUUAUAUGGUAGAAUACAUUGGUUUUCAAAGGAUUCUUUGCCUUUUCCUCUUUUAUCUAUUCUUACAAUACCAAGAGCUCACUAUCCUCAGUUUCUGUGGAUGCUAUAUUUUGAUGGCUACUACAUUGUACAUGUUUUUUGUACAGGAACUGUCAAACCAGAUGGCAAGCUUUCCAUAGUUUGGUACAAGUUAGAAACACAUAGACAAAACAUUUGUGAAGAUUUCAUAUUCCACAAAGAGUAGCACUCAGUGACUCACAGUAUUAAAGAUGUGCAAGUCAUCAUCAGUAUUGGUAGUACAUUCAUGUACAAGCAACAUCUGCUGUACUUUGUAAGUGUAACG
This is a messenger RNA of Branchiostoma belcheri (Belcher's lancelet), 1314 nucleotides long. RefSeq lists its product as uncharacterized. The record is from RefSeq and is a predicted model, not a curated record. Lineage: Eukaryota; Metazoa; Chordata; Leptocardii; Amphioxiformes; Branchiostomatidae. Bases 5 to 550 code for a protein of 181 amino acids. The transcript has 3 exons.